Molecule: messenger RNA, 684 nt
Organism: Penicillium canescens
Lineage: Eukaryota; Fungi; Ascomycota; Eurotiomycetes; Eurotiales; Aspergillaceae
Product: putative GPI anchored protein
Exons: 2
Coding region: 1-684 (227 amino acids)
Source: RefSeq, a predicted model, not a curated record
AUGAAGUUCUCACUCCUCACCCUCGCAUCCGUCGUGCCAAUGGCCGCGGCACACUUCAAGCUGAUGUACCCCACUUCCCGUGGCUUCGACGAGGACACCAUGUCCAACUUCCCCUGCGGUGGCAUGAGCCAAUCCUCCAACCGCACCAAGCUCCCAUUGAGCGGCGGUUCCUUCCCCGUUGCUUUGGAGAUGCACCACGCUCAGACUGCCGUCGAGGUCCUCCUGUCUCUUGGCAGCGACCCCGGUGAUAAUUACAACAUUGUCCUCGCGCCUACUUUCCAGGUCAACGGAUUGGGCGAGUUCUGUCUGCCUCAUGUUGCUAUCACUGAGACGCUCAUUGGCCGCAACCUUACCGAUGGCAUGAAUGCUACUCUUCAAGUUCAGACUAAUGGUGAUCCUUCUGGUGGUCUUUAUGCUUGCGCCGAUAUCCAAUUCUCCGCCGAUAUCACUUACGAGAAGCCCUCUGCUUGCAGCAACAACACCAACCUUGCCGCCACUGCCUUCCCUGCUUCUUCUGCUGCCCGCAACGCCAAUGAGUCUACUGCUGAGGGUCAGGCACAGAGUGGUUCUUCUUCUACUACUACUACUACUACCUCUACCUCCAAGGGUGCUGCUGUACCUAUGCAGACUGCUGCUUGGGGUGUGCUCGGUGCCGCUCUGAUCGGGGGUAUGGCAGUGCUGUAA